AUGGCGGCACAAACCCAACCAAUCCCACUCACUUCGUCUCGGGAGCUCGGAGCCGAGCACGGCGGCUCGGAAUUAACUGUAGUUCCGUCCCCAGCCUUACCGCCCAUAUCUCGCAGGAAACAAGCUACGGUUCUCGUCUCUGCGUUUACUACUAUUGCACUGACGAUUGGGUAUAAUCAGUGUUUUGGUGUGUUUCAGGAGUACUACCUCUCCCCGAGCCAAGAUGUUCUCUCCCCAGCCCCGUCUUCGGCGCCCACACCGCCGACAGCGCUGCUCGCGUUCGUGGGUACGUUGUGUUAUGGACUUACCUGGGCCGGCGGGAUCCUUGUGAAUCCCGUGAUUUCACGUAUCGAAACGCAGACGUGGACGCUUAAUAACCCGUCGACGAGGGUAUGGCGUAAACGUAUUCUAAGGUUACUAACUCCGCGGACGAUUACGAUUUCGGGUGUUUUGGUUAUGUCGGCGGGGUUCGCGCUCGCGUCGUUUAGUACUAAGAUUUGGCAAUUAUUGCUCACGCAGGGGUUUCUGGUGGGAUGGGGAAUGUCGUUGCUGUAUUUCCCGUUGUUGGCGCCUGCCCCGGAGUAUUUUACUAGUCAUCGGGCUACGGCUAUGGGGUUUAUUCUAGCUGGUGGUGGCGCAGGUGGUCUUGUGUUUUCGCCUGUGAUACGUGCGCUGCUUAGUUCUGUUGGCGGUCGCUGGACAUUGAGGAUUUAUGCUGUCUUUAACUUGAUCGCUGGGUUGCCGAUUGCUUGGGCGGUCCCGCGGAGUCGGUUUUCGAAUGUGUCGAACACCGAAACUCCGGAGAGGCGUAAUACCCACGUCUCACGCGCGCUGGCUAUGAAACCGAUAUUUCUCUUUUCGGUCGUUGCCGCAUUUCUCCAGUCCGCCGGCGCCCAACUCCCCCUCUCCUUCAUCCCCUCCUACACCGUCAUCCUCGGGCAAACCUCCUCCAAAGGCGCAAACCUACUCGCAGUCAGCAACGCCAUCAACUCCGUAUCACGCGUUCUCACAGGCUACGCCGGCGAUCGUCUAGGCCGACAGAACACGCUCGUCCUCACGCUUCUCGUGGCCGCGUGUUCGGUAUUCGCGUUUUGGCUUACUAGCGUCAUGGCUGCGACUACUUCGUCCUCGUUUUCGUUAUGGUUGGCUUUUAUCACGUUGUAUAGUGUGUCCGCUGGUGGGUAUUACGCCCUGUUCCCUGCGCUGAUUGCGGAGGUUUUCGGGAUUAGACAGUAUGCUGCGGUUAAUGCGUUUAUACUAUUCGUCAGGGGGCUAGGGACUAUGUUUGGGAGUCCGGUUGGUGGACAGUUGCUUGGUGGGCCUGAGGAGGGGACCGGUGCGUACGCGAGUAUUGCGUAUUGGGACGGUGCGUUGUUGAUGGGUGCUACGGUGUGCUGUUUUGGUGUGAGAUGGGCGGAUGGCAAGGGGAAGGGGUGGAAGUGGAUUGCGUAG
This is a messenger RNA of Hypoxylon trugodes, 1452 nucleotides long. RefSeq names its product major facilitator superfamily domain-containing protein. Gene Ontology annotation, molecular function: transmembrane transporter activity. Gene Ontology annotation, biological process: transmembrane transport. The record is from RefSeq and is a predicted model, not a curated record. Gene Ontology annotation, cellular component: fungal-type vacuole membrane. The coding region runs from base 1 to 1452 and encodes 483 amino acids. The transcript has 3 exons. Lineage: Eukaryota; Fungi; Ascomycota; Sordariomycetes; Xylariales; Hypoxylaceae.